Messenger RNA from Calypte anna (Anna's hummingbird), 2648 nucleotides. RefSeq names its product catenin beta interacting protein 1 (gene CTNNBIP1). The record is from RefSeq and is a predicted model, not a curated record. Gene Ontology annotation, biological process: negative regulation of Wnt signaling pathway. NCBI's taxonomy places the organism in Eukaryota, Metazoa, Chordata, Aves, Apodiformes, Trochilidae. Gene Ontology annotation, cellular component: beta-catenin destruction complex; cytosol; nucleus. The coding region runs from base 427 to 672 and encodes 81 amino acids. Gene Ontology annotation, molecular function: beta-catenin binding. The transcript has 7 exons.
UCCCUCCCCCGGAGCCGCCCAGGCACCUCCUCCCUCCCGCCUUGGGCCGCCGCGGUGAGUCACGACGGAGGAGGCGGCCGCGGCUCCGUUCCACUCCGCACGGCUCCGCUCCGCUCCACCCGCCCGCGUCCCGGCUGCCGCCGCCGCCCGAUCCGCAGAACCGCCGGGGCCGGCCCGGCCCCGCACGCAGAGCUGUGGCCUGUUCCUGAGCUUCGACUGACACAGGAGAGCAGACAGACCAGGAUGAACAAAACCACAGAGUGCUAAUAGAUAUCUUUGCAGCAUGGUCUUGUUUGGUGACCUAAAGAAGGGCAGUUUCCUCAGACAUUUUUCCCAGCUACGAUCAUUAAGCAGGCCUGGAGCAGAGGGUGAUCUGAUCUUCUGUGGUUUUUAGAAGCAGGACAUCCAGGAGCUGGCAGGAGGGGAAUGAACCGUGAGGGCGUCCCCGGAAAGAGUCCGGAGGAGAUGUACAUUCAGCAGAAAGUGAGAGUCCUACUCAUGCUGAGGAAAAUGGGAUCAAAUCUGACUGCUAGUGAAGAGGAGUUCUUACGCACGUAUGCAGGUGUAGUGAAUAGCCAGCUUAGCCAGCUCCCUCAACACUCAAUUGAUCAGGGUGCUGAGGAUGUUGUGAUGGCAUUUUCCAGAUCAGAAACAGAAGACAGAAGACAGUAACUACAGGAUACCUGAACAACACAGAACUGGAGAGGACAGUGAGAUUCCUUAAGAUGGAGGAUGGCUGAGCAUUAAUAAGUUCCUUUGCCCACCCUAAUUGUUCCUUGGUAUUCCUUCUCCUUUGUAAUUCUGUUUCCCUGUGCCCAAACCCUCAGAAUGCAUCUUGCAGCCAUCUGUUCUUGUAAGAUUUUGCUACUCAGCUGGGCUGUGUUAAUUAAGGACAAACCUAAGGGUGUAUUUUUGAUUGGCUCAAAGGGACAGGCUAAAGGAAGGCAAUUGUUCAAACUUGACCAAUGAAAAACUUUAAUCUCACGUUUUAUUUUAUAUUUUCAAGAAAGUCUCUUGACAACCUACUUCUAAAGCAGCUUUUCAUGCUGUGGUGCUUAUUUAGGUCAAACUUGUGAAUUUGAAGAGGGUUUGAUUUGGCUGCAUAGAACUGGAAGCAACUUGUGAUUGGUUGACAAUGCUUUCUCUUCAGUUGGUUUGCAGGUAUUUUGCUGACUUUGACAUUUUGAUUGCAGAAAGCUGAUGUUUUGGUGCAUUGGUUAUUUCUUUAUACUUACUGACUUGGGGGGAAAAUAAGACAAAUGUGCUUUGCAAUAUUUAUUACAUCUACACACAUAUAAAUGCUUGCUUUGGGGGUUUUGUUUGGUGGGUUGUUUUCUUGUUUUGUUGUUGUUUUUUGUUUUUUUUUUUUAAUUGGCUUUGAAAUCAUGUUUUUGAUUUCCAGUUGGCUGCAGUGUCUCUGAUGCAAUCAGUUUUUCCAUGCUCAUCUGCUCUGUGGCCUCAAGCUCUUUUGGGAGCAUGUGUCAAAAGCCUUUUUUGUUCAAUAAGUCUACCUGUUGAAGCUGGAAAAAGGAGAUCACAGGAGAUGCUGUGGGGCUGUGUGGGCUGCACUAUGAACUCCUGGCUGCUCAGGUGGCUUCUCUCUCUUUGCUUCUGACAGAGGAGCUGUAGAUAUUUUGCAGGAAUUGCAAGAAUGAGAUCUAUGGCUGUGACAUGAAUUUGCCAAAUUUGUAUAGAGAAUAUGUGAACUUGUUUAAAAUACUACAUAGAGUUCCACUUUAACCCUUUAAUUGCUGCACAAAACUAGCUCUCACAAAAGGAAUAAUUAAUGAUCAUUAACUUAAAUCCAACUUGCACUGGGCUUUAAUAAACUAAGUUUCUAGUCACUUGAAAUCUUGUAUGUGGUUUGGCUCCUUGCAACUCUUUGCUGAUAUGGAAAUUGUCUGGAUCCUAAAAUAAUCCCAUUUCCUUGAUGCAAUCCCAUUUUCUUUAUGCACUGUUCCAAGAAGCAGUAGCACUGCAUGAAGCUGCCCAAUAGUGAGUAGUGACACUCUGAUUUACUCUCUUAGUAGUUCCAGGGCUUUAAAACACACACAAACACAGGCAGGCAUUUACAGACUGAAAACCUGCAGUGAAAUUCCCCAAAUGCACUGACUAUUCAGGAAUCUGCAUCUAACAUUUCUAGCACUGCUGUCUAAACCAUAGCACUUUGUUUUCUCUUGUGCAGGUCAUUCUUACAAUACUUCUAGAUUUUCCUGUGGGUUGCACUGACUUUAAGAUGUUUCAAAAUUUCUUAAGGCAGAACUUGGUUCACCUGUUCCUCAUUCUUUUCGUGUGAUUUUUUUUUUUAAUUAUUUAAAGUAACAAUUCCAGAACCUGACUGUGACAACAUGACCAUUUUCCUGGCAAGAAAUGAUGACAGGAUGCUGUUAUGGUCUCAAAGUGGGGAACAAGCCUGAGAGAAGCUAUGGAAUGGAUGCAAAAGGAAGAAUGGACUUGUGAGCACAAAGAGGGAAAAUAUCUUGACCACAUAAAUUGUGUCAUGAGAACAAUUGUACAUCUGUUUAUGAAAUGGAUCCUUUUGAUUCAAGUGCAGCUUUGUAAAGUUCAAUGUGAAAGCAAAUCUUUUACCCAUUUGGGGCCAGAUAAGAAAUUUCUUUAUUAAAAUAAACCAGGAAUAAGCCCAAAAG